Fusarium mangiferae is the source of this 762-nucleotide messenger RNA. RefSeq lists its product as uncharacterized. Lineage: Eukaryota; Fungi; Ascomycota; Sordariomycetes; Hypocreales; Nectriaceae. The record is from RefSeq and is a predicted model, not a curated record. Bases 1 to 762 code for a protein of 253 amino acids. The transcript is spliced from 2 exons. Gene Ontology annotation, molecular function: oxidoreductase activity.
AUGUCUUCUCAGUUUUCCGGAAAGGUAUACGUAAUCACUGGCGGUGCGUCCGGCAUUGGCUUCUCGACCGCAAAGGUUCUGCUUAGCCGAGGCGCAAUCGUGGCUCUCUGCGACAUCAAAAAAGAUGGAUUGGACAAGUUCCGAGAGGAGACGCAAGAGAAUGACAAAGAGAGAGUGUUUAUACGCGAAGUAGAUAUAACCGAUCGCGCGGCCGUCAGAUCCUUCAUCUCUGUUGUGAAGGAUAAAUUCCACCGAAUCGACGGGUGCGCCAACAUUGCCGGUACGGCAGGCUGUCGUCUUGGGCACGAUGCCAUCUGGGAUGUUAGCGACGAGCAGUACGACUUUGUCAUGGACAUCAACACCCGUGGUGCCUUCAACGUGCUCAGCGAAACGCUCAGGCCUGGGACGAUGGAAGAGCCGGGCAGCGUUGUGCACGUAUCGAGUAUGUACGGCGAGCGCGCGUUUCGAAAAGGCAGCAUUUACAGCGCCAGCAAACAUGCCGGGAUAGGGCUCGCCAAGAGCGCCGCCGUAGAGGCAGCCAAGCGUGGCAUCCGAGUGAACAUCGUGACGCCUGGGCCAAUUGACACUCCUAUGCUUCGUUCGAACCAGGAACACGGCGGCGAAGGCACGGCUCCGGAUGUGCCAACUGGUCGACUCGGGGAGUCGGAGGAGGUCGCAAACAUCGUCAUCUUCCUCUUGAGCUCAGAAGCGAGUUACGUCACUGGGGCUACCUGGGCAGUGGAUGGAGGCGCCAACUGCUAG